AUGACACUUAAGUGGCAGCACUUUGAGGACUCAAUCACUGAACUAUUUGAUAUGCAUUACCGGAAGCUGUCGGAUCUCAUUGUGGACAGCUUUGGGGCACUAUUACAGAUGUGCACAGCCGUUAGAGAGAACCGGAUGCAUGCAACAACUCCACCAGAGCGAAAUUCUACUGAGCGGCCUUUAACACACCUUGCCCUAACACCCAGGCUGGAUGAUAAUUCUCCCGCAGCCAUGGCUGGCCCUAUGGGUGGAGACGACUCGACAUCCCUGGUGCCGGGUCCCAUGGCUGCAGAAGACAACGGAGCUACCACUGAGUCUGAUCAGAGUGAUGCCUCUAGUGUCCGGCGAGAGCCUCCGGUACAGCGGCUUAUAUUGGGCAAAGCAUACAGUCCUGUAACCUGCUCAGGGUCUCCUGAGAGGAAGCGUGGUGUUCCAGGGCUGAAACAGAUGGGCCUGGAGAUCCCUGAAAGUGCCGUGAAUAGACAACAAAAAAAGCCGCUUCAAUGCUCUGCUCAACCCUGUGACUUGCAGGAUCGACAGCAAACCUCUGAUCAGCUAUGCGAGGUACUCACAUCAGAUAUGAUAGGGAGCUGUGAUAGUUGCGCUCCUCAGAAGCGAUGUUCAGAAUUGCAUCCAAUAUGCAAUAACACUCCAGAGGAACAGAAGCCAGUGGACAUUUUCAAUUAUGGAUUAAAUUUUGAUCAGAAAGAAAAGGAGGAAUAUUUUGGGUUUGACUACUACUUAUGCAUUGAAGUUCGUGAUGUCAGUUGCGAACCUAAACCGGAUGCAUUUAAUCCAUGUGAAGAUAUUAUGGGAUACAACUCUUUAAGAGUAUUAAUAUGGUGUAUCAGUAUUAUGGCCAUCACAGGGAAUGCAUUUGUACUCAUUGUUUUAAUUAGCACUCAGUAUAAAUUUACUGUUUCCAGAUUUUUAAUGUGCAAUCUUGCAUUUGCAGAUGUAUGCAUGGGUAUAUAUCUUUUACUUAUUGCAUCUGUGGACAUUAAGACAAAAGGCCAAUACCAUAACUAUGCAAUUGACUGGCAGACCGGGGCAGGCUGUGAAGCCGCAGGGUUUUUCACUGUGUUUGCAAGUGAACUUUCUGUAUAUACUCUAACUGUUAUAACCUUAGAGAGAUGGCAUACAAUAACAUAUGCAAUGCAAUUAGACCGCAAAGUGAGAUUUCGACAUGCUACAGUUAUAAUGAUUUCAGGCUGGAUAUUUGCAUUCACAGUUGCUGUGCUUCCUAUUUUUGGUAUCAGCAGCUAUAUGAAGGUGAGCAUCUGUUUACCGAUGGACAUAGAAACCCCUCUUUCUCAAGGAUAUAUUUUGUUCCUUCUGGUGCUUAAUGUUUUGGCAUUUGUAGUCAUCUGCACCUGCUAUAUUGGCAUCUACUUAACUGUGAGAAAUCCAAAUGUUAUCUCUUCAAAUAGUGACACAAAGGUUGCCAAACGUAUGGCUAUAUUGAUAUUCACAGAUUUUUUGUGUAUGGCCCCAAUUUCAUUCUUUGCCAUUUCUGCUUCGCUAAAGAUUCCUCUUAUAACUGUAUCCAGUUCCAAGAUUCUUUUGGUUCUGUUCUAUCCAAUUAAUUCAUGUGCCAAUCCAUUUCUCUAUGCUAUUUUCACAAAGACAUUUCAAAGGGAUUUUUAUAUUUUAAUGAGCAAGUUUGGUUGCUGCAAGACACAAGCGCAAAUUUUCAGAACAGAGACUUCCUCAUCUGCCCAUAACCUUCACAUGAGAAAUGGACAUUAUGUUCCAGGACCAAAGAGCAGUACUGGAUCCGUUUACACAUUAGUACCUCUGAAUCACUAAAACUGAAAUAUGGUGUCAAUAAUAAAACAUUCCUCAGGAGGUGUGAAAUUUGUUUAAACAUUGAUUUCUGUUCCUAAAUUAUUUAGCACAUUUUUAUGAAAAAGCAUUUCUUUUAUUAUUUUUACAAUCAAUAAUUUAGAGCUCUAGGACAUUUUUCUAAAUACAAGAAAAAAAAGAUAUGAUGUGUAUGGUUUAUGGGAUAUUAAAAACAAUAUUGCUAAAACUUUGCACUGUAAUGUCCUUAAUAAAAAAUAAGAUUUUCCCUUUCAAUGCAAUUUAUUAAACAAAAUUAGUUUAAACAUAUUUAAUUAAAAAUAAGUAAAACAUAAUUGCAUUCCUUGUUCAAGCAGUAACAUUUAUGUCCACAAAAUAUCACAAUAUUAUAAUAUUGCAUAUUACAAAAUCUUAAAGCAUGCUUUUUUAACAUUUCAUAUGAAAAGAAAAACAAUAAAAUAUUAAUACAGAAAAAAUGUAAACACAAGCAAGCUACUGUAAUUCAGUUUUUAGAGUAACUAAUUUGUAUGGUUGUAAAUAUGUUUUAUGCAGAAAUAUCAAGAUAGUUAAUCAAUUACUAUGAAUCAUAAACAUGUUGUUAU
This is a messenger RNA of Bombina bombina (fire-bellied toad), 2405 nucleotides long. RefSeq names its product follicle-stimulating hormone receptor. Gene Ontology annotation, biological process: follicle-stimulating hormone signaling pathway; male gonad development. The transcript is spliced from 2 exons. The record is from RefSeq and is a predicted model, not a curated record. Gene Ontology annotation, cellular component: membrane. Gene Ontology annotation, molecular function: G protein-coupled receptor activity; follicle-stimulating hormone receptor activity. Lineage: Eukaryota; Metazoa; Chordata; Amphibia; Anura; Bombinatoridae. The coding region runs from base 1 to 1809 and encodes 602 amino acids.